This is a messenger RNA of Coniophora puteana RWD-64-598 SS2, 2748 nucleotides long. Its product is annotated as sulfate permease. Gene Ontology annotation, molecular function: secondary active sulfate transmembrane transporter activity. The record is from RefSeq and is a predicted model, not a curated record. NCBI's taxonomy places the organism in Eukaryota, Fungi, Basidiomycota, Agaricomycetes, Boletales, Coniophoraceae. Gene Ontology annotation, biological process: transmembrane transport. Bases 310 to 2610 code for a protein of 766 amino acids. The transcript has 11 exons. Gene Ontology annotation, cellular component: membrane.
AUCGGCUUCGAAAUCUGGCGUUCAGCUCGAUCUGUUCUCUCGGGCCCUCACACAGAUCAGCUUUUAAGUCUGCGCUGCUCUCACCCACGACACGGGCAUUUUCUACGAAGCUACUACCACCAGCAUACCUGGGUCUCUAACUACACUGCGUACCUCUUGUGUCGGUUCUGCUCGCGCAAGGCGUCAUUCUCUCUUUCUGGUUCUUCGGGCUCUUCUCCGUACCUCUUCGGCAAAACCGUGCUCGUACAUAAACUCGGCCCCUUGUCACGACGGUCCCUCUGAGCGCUACCUUACUCUUUGCUCCCUGUCAUGUCUCCCAACAUCCGACGGGCAGUCAAAGAUGUCGUCGGACAUCCUGACAACAGUCCAUCAUCUGUCUCAAUUGAAACUUACAUUCGAGAAGAGGUUCCAAGUCCAAGAAACCAGGUCUUGAAUUACCUGACAAGUUUGUUCCCAAUCUUGGGUUGGAUCACUCGAUACAAUGUUGGUUGGCUUUCUGGUGACCUCGUCGCCGGAAUCACUGUGGGAAUUGUGCUAGUCCCUCAAGGGAUGUCUUACGCCCAGCUGGCAACGCUCCCGCCCCAGUACGGUUUAUAUUCUUCGUUCGUCGGAGUACUUGUCUACUGCUUCUUUGCCACAUCCAAAGACGUCUCGAUCGGACCUGUUGCUGUCAUGUCCUUGACGGUCUCGCAUAUCAUUGCCCAUGUCGACGCAAAAUACCCAAACCAAUGGAGCGGCCCAGAAAUUGCCACAACGGUGGCGUUUAUCUGUGGCUUCAUUGUCCUCGGUAUCGGGCUUUUGCGCCUAGGAUGGAUCCUUGAAUUCAUUCCAGGGCCAGCUGUCAGCGGUUUCAUGACGGGCUCUGCUAUCAGUAUUGCCGCUGGCCAAGUGCCCGCCUUGAUGGGCAUAUCUGGCGUCAACACCCGAGCGGCGGCAUACACAGUAAUCAUAGAGACCUUGAAAGGUCUGCCUAGCACCACCAUUGAUGCCGCCUUCGGGUUGCCUGGGCUCGUUGCUCUGUAUGCUAUUCGAUAUGGUUGCGAAAGGUUAUCGAAACGCUACCCUCAUCGAGCCCGUUGGUUUUUCUUCGUCUCGGUGGCCAGAAACGCAUUUGUGAUUGUGUUCCUAACCAUUGCCGCCUACCUUUACUGCCGUCAUAACAAAAGUGCUUCUGGCAAGUAUCCCAUCAAAAUAUUACAGAACGUUCCUCGUGGCUUCCAAGACGUUGGCCUUGUUCACAUCGAUACCAACCUCCUAAGCGCCCUCGCCCCCGAACUCCCUGUUGCAACUAUCAUCCUGUUGCUCGAGCACAUCGCAAUCGCAAAAUCCUUUGGGAGAGUGAACGGCUAUAAGAUUAAUCCCAACCAAGAGCUAGUUGCCAUUGGUGUCACCAAUACCGUCGGAAGCGUUUUCCAUGCGUACCCCGCCACGGGCUCUUUCUCUCGCUCAGCGCUGAAAUCCAAGUCCGGCGUGCGCACCCCGCUAGGAGGGAUUUUCACCGCCAUUGUUGUCAUUGUCGCUCUCUACGGUCUGACGCCUGCCUUCUUCUGGAUCCCAAGUGCCGGUCUCUCCGCUAUAAUCAUCCACGCCGUAGCAGACCUCGUCGCUUCCCCGGCACAGGUGUACUCCUACUGGCGUGUCUCACCACUCGAGUUCAUUAUAUGGUCUGCAGCGGUACUCGUUGCCGUCUUUUCUACGAUAGAGAAUGGUAUUUAUACCUCGAUAUGCUCGUCGCUUGCGCUCUUGCUGGUUAGAAUAGCGCAUCCUCGCGGCUACUUCCUUGGCAAAGUGUCCUUGUCCGAUGGUUCUGGUUCAUCCAAGGAUGACUCCCGCGAAGUCUUCGUGCCAAUGAACCGCGAUGGCGUCACUCGCGACGACAUUAAGGUGAACCCUCCGACUCCUGGGGUCAUAAUCUAUCGCCUGGAAGAGAGUUACUUGUACCCAAACUGCUCGUCGGUCAACGCUGCUAUUGUGGAUUAUGUCAAGGCCAACCUGAAGCGCGGAAAGGACAUGAGCAGUAUUAGUCUUCGAGACCGACCAUGGAAUGAUCCCGGUCCUCCUUCGGGAUCAGCGGAGGAGGCACGGAAAAUAAACAAUGCCAAGCCCGAUUUGCACGCUAUCGUACUGGACUUCUCCUCUGUGUCGCAUAUCGACACUACCUCCGUUCAAAGUUUAAUUGAUACUCGGAAUGAGGUGCAAGCAUGGGCGGACCAUCCAGUAGAGUUCCAUUUUGCCACCAUUCUCUCUCCUUGGAUCCGCCGUGCCUUGCUUGCUGGCAGCUUCGGUGUUGGCAUCUCACUGGCCGAUGCCUGCAAUGAAGUUGCGCCAGUGGUGCCAUAUCGCGACGGCCGGAGAGGCAAAUGGGACGACGAGGACGACUCACAAACUCCUCGCUAUGACGAUAUUGAAGCCCGCGCUGCAAACACUGUCGUCGAAGAAAGACGCAGUACGGAAACCGCUCCUCUGAUAUCCAUGGAGACACCAUUCUUCCACUUCGACCUCGCUUCGGCAGUACGGGCUGCAGAGAGUGGUAUCGGCAAGUCCCUUUCGCGCCCUGACACGCCUUCCAAUUCCCUUGUGAAAGUCACGACCUCAGGAGAGGAAGCGUGAGCUUGACACCUAGCACAGCUGAUUGCCACACAUACCUAUACAACCGCGGCGGACUUUAUUAUUGUAAAUCAUGAGUUGCUGUACGAUACACAGGACUAGACUAUACUUCUCCAAAAUUAGAUGAAGCCUUCUUCAGAC